Prunus mume (Japanese apricot) is the source of this 725-nucleotide messenger RNA. NCBI's taxonomy places the organism in Eukaryota, Viridiplantae, Streptophyta, Magnoliopsida, Rosales, Rosaceae. The record is from RefSeq and is a predicted model, not a curated record.
GCUGUGUUGGCGAACAACGGGAACCUGUAACUGUAAGUUUCUGUCAGCUCCUUCCUUCGUUUCGUUGUUUUAGGGUUAGGCUUAGCGUCUCUUUCUAUUUGUUGUUCUACAGUGAAAUUGGGGGUUUACAAUUCACUUCUGUCCCAAACCCUAGAUUGAUUACCCAAUACUUGCAAUUGUUUUUCUUUCUUGAAAAUGGAUUCAAUUGAUCGUUCUAAGGGCAUGAGCACGCUUGACGCGACCAUGGAAGAUGCUGCGGUGCCCGACCUAAAGCACCGUGGAAGAAAAUGGGGCCUGUAGAGAAGGAGGCAUCUGUGCACGGAGAAAUGAAGAGGAUGCAGAAGCUGCCUGCAAACGGUACUUAUGUCACUCAUCGGUUGCGGGUUCUCAACAAAAUUCUGCAGCUUUUGUCCAUUCAGAGAACUGCAUCACAAGAACAGGAGUUGGAGUUGCUUUUUGCUGGGCUUUCUCUGUGAACCCAACCAACCUUUUUCAGGCAGUGCAAUCGUGACCAGUAUUGCCUUCAACAUAAGGAGUGUUGAAAGAUCAUCUUGUGCCAGAGGUUGAGUUAUGAAGAAGUCAGUAAACAUUAUCUAGAAUGUGUCUAGGAUAAGUGUGUGAUUACUUCUUGUAAUCAUUGUUUUAUAUUGGAUUUGUAUUGGACUGAGGAAUCUCGUGGGGUUUUACUAUGUAAAAUAAUUAUCUGCGUAUUCUUUUAUUUUAUG